AUGGCGAAAUACAGCGGGGAUCCAGGUCAGAUCAACAUUAAAGCUGUGAUUGGAGAGAACAAGAUUCUACCAUGUAGAGCUGAGAAUGGAUCCAUCAGAUUGGUAGAGUGGAACAGGACAGAUAUAAAGGAAGGAAAUGUUCUACGGUACAGAAAUGAUGCUGUGGAUAAAGGAGACCAGCAUCCAUCUUUUAAGGACAGAGUGGUUUUCCAGGACAGAGAGAUGAAGGAUGGAGACGUGUCUUUGGUUCUCAUUAAUGUGAAGAUGAAUGAUGCUGGAACAUAUGAGGCUGAGGUUGAUUAUGAUGGAACACACGAUGAGAAGAAACUCUGCUCCAUCCACCUGGAUGUAGCUCCUCCUCCUCCUCCAGAUCAGAUCAACAUUAAAGCUGCGAUUGGAGAGAACCUGAUUCUACCAUGUAGAGCUGAGAAUGGAAGCAUCAGAUUUGUAGAGUGGAAGAGGGCGGAUAUAGAGGAGGAAAAUGUUCUACGGUACAGAGGACAAGUUGAUGCAGGAAAACAGCAUCAAUCUUUUAAGGACAGAGUGGUUUUCCAGGACAGAGAGAUGAAGGAUGGAGACGUGUCUUUGGUUCUCAUUAAUGUGACGAUGAAUGAUGCUGGAACAUAUGAGGCUGAGGUUGAUUAUGAGGGAACAAACAGAGAGAAGAAACUCUGCUCCAUCCACCUGGAUGUAGCUCCUCCUCCUUCUCCUCCUCCUCCUUCAGUAACAGCAAUGCAGGUGAGAGGGCAGCUGAGGAGGCUGAAACAGAGGAAGGCCUCAGGACCAGGCCUCCCCCCCAGGCUGCUGAGGACCUGUGCACAUGAGCUCUGUCAGGUCCUCAGCUACAUGUACAACCUGAGCCUCAGCCUGGGGGUGGUCCCCACCCUGUGGAAGACCUCAUGUGUGGUUCCGGUUCCCAAAACGCCACACGCCAUGGAUCCGGCCCACUUCAGAGCAGUCACCCUGACAUCCCACCUGAUGAAGACCAUGGAGUGCCUCGUCCUCGCCCACCUCCGCACCGUGGUGAGCCCCACCCUGGACCCGCAGCAGUUCGCCUACCGGCCCAACAUCGCAGUAGCUGACGCCAUCAUCUACCUGCUGCAGCGGGCGCUCACCUGGAGACCACUGGGAGCGCUGUGA
Cyprinodon tularosa is the source of this 1140-nucleotide messenger RNA. RefSeq lists its product as uncharacterized. NCBI's taxonomy places the organism in Eukaryota, Metazoa, Chordata, Actinopteri, Cyprinodontiformes, Cyprinodontidae. The coding region runs from base 1 to 1140 and encodes 379 amino acids. The record is from RefSeq and is a predicted model, not a curated record. The transcript has 4 exons.